AUCUUGAAAAAAAUUGCUUCACUUUGAUUGGCUAAUGACAUACGUUCAACUAGUAUAUAAUUCGGUUCAUGAUACCAGCUCUGAGUUUUACUCUUGCUCAGUCGUUCUGAACUUCUCUGUGAAACAUGUCUCUCAACAAGAUCCUUAUCCUGGUCGCGGCAUCCGCUAUCCUGAACUUUGUAAAUGCUCGACCAGACAGUGCUGGAAUGGUGGAGAUGACGAAUGGACUUGCCUAUGGCGGAAUUCCGUACGGUAGCGUCAGCGGAAUGGUGGCGAAAUACGGAAACUCGAAUACCGGCCAAAUCUCCAGCUACGCACCAGCCAAUCCUCGUUCAGCACCGUCGCUGGUCAUGAGUCAAAAUUCGAGAAGACCAUCGAUCGUUCCGGCUCCGGGAUCUGGAGCGCCUGUGCAGAUCUUCAGUCAUCCGGGCGUCGUGGCGCCAGGCGUUGUCGGCAUGAUCCAUUCGGUCGGUUAUCAGUAGUGUUAAAUUUCUGUGACGAAAUAAAUCCUUAUUUAUUACUUGCGAACACCA
Messenger RNA from Neodiprion virginianus, 533 nucleotides. RefSeq lists its product as uncharacterized. The record is from RefSeq and is a predicted model, not a curated record. Bases 126 to 482 code for a protein of 118 amino acids. The transcript is spliced from 3 exons. Lineage: Eukaryota; Metazoa; Arthropoda; Insecta; Hymenoptera; Diprionidae.